AUGGAUAAUGCAUCGUAUUUCUCUUCUGAAGAAUUGACUAUGUGCUAUUAUGAACAUCAAAUCUCUCUUUCACAUUCGUCCGAUUACUUUCCGCAAGGUAAUGGGUUACCAGAAUCAAGCAACAAGAACUUGAUAGCCAUCAUGAAGAAGUUAGAUGAUGAUAAUGCCCGGAACUGGCAUAAAAAGGUAUAUGAAACCUUAUGGACGGAUAGAAUUACUCCUAAAAGAGCAAUUAGAAUGGCACCUUAUGAACUAGUGUAUGGGAUUGGCGCGAAGGUUUCUUUACCUCUGGAAUUAGCAGCAAUGAGACUUCAAACAGUAAUUGAGGACUCCUUCUUCCAAAAUGAUCUGGAGAAGAGAGUCAUGUAUUUGAUGAAGUUGGAAGAGGAAAGAGAGAUGUUAGUGGAUAGAAUUACUAAGCAUCAGAACAGGGUGAAGAAAAUAUUUGAUAUGAGAGCUCGACCAAGAGGUUUUCGAAAAGGAGAUGAAGUACUGUUGUGGGAUAAGAGAAGAGAACCAAAGAGCGCCCAUGGAAAAUUUGAUUCAUUCUGGAAAGGUUCGUUCAAGAUCAAUGAAGUAUUAGGACCAAAUGCAUUCAGACUGAAUUAUUCUGAUGGAAUGGUUAUGCCCUAUACCUAUAAUGGGUAG
Messenger RNA from Cryptomeria japonica (Japanese cedar), 648 nucleotides. RefSeq lists its product as uncharacterized. Gene Ontology annotation, molecular function: nucleic acid binding. The transcript has a single exon. The record is from RefSeq and is a predicted model, not a curated record. Bases 1 to 648 code for a protein of 215 amino acids. NCBI's taxonomy places the organism in Eukaryota, Viridiplantae, Streptophyta, Pinopsida, Cupressales, Cupressaceae.